ACUCUCAACAUUCAAAUUUAACCCUAACACAAACUCCAAAAUUUACAAGUCUCGCAACCUACACUUCUAAACAAGAAAAAAUUAUUUUUGAAUUUAACACGAGCCCAUUAAAAAAACAAAUAGGAUUAGACAUGAGUAGUGAUCAUUCCUCCCAAAAGAUACCAAGAUACGAAAAGUUAGCAAAACCGAAAUUAAAAAUCGAUAGGAUUAGCAACGUUAAUCCUUACAAAAUAAAACCUUCAGCCUUGUCUUAUCAGAUAACGGAUACAUUGAACAAACUUGCUCAACCUAAACGAAAACCCGAAGUAAAUAUUUACGAUUAUCCUAGUUCUUCAACGAGAACGAUUAACACCUCACCUCAAAGCACAGAAAAAUCGAUGAAAAGGAAGUUGAUAAACAGUAGCGAAGAAUCAAGAAAUAUCGAGAAUCUUGGAAAGAAAAAAAAUCUUUUAGAUUCUUAUGCUCGUAUAACUGCAACGAGAAACAGACGGUGUCCAAAACGUUUGAGAGAUUUAGCUAAACCCAAGAGGAAUUCCAUCGGUAACGAGAAUGCUUAUGGAAAUUUUGAUAAAAACUAUUACAACACAGUAAAAGUCUUCGCUCCAAAAAUGAAUACAACUUUUGGGAGUCAACAAAAGAGAUAGCAAAAUUUUUCGAAAUUUGUUUCUUUUCUUCUUCUUUUCCGAAAAUGUUAAUACAUAUUUUCAAAGAUUUCUAAAGAUCUGUCAUAUGUAUGAAACAAAAACAAUAAGCAUCAAAUAAAUUUUUCACUGA
Molecule: messenger RNA, 774 nt
Organism: Vespula pensylvanica (western yellowjacket)
Lineage: Eukaryota; Metazoa; Arthropoda; Insecta; Hymenoptera; Vespidae
Exons: 3
Coding region: 132-644 (170 amino acids)
Source: RefSeq, a predicted model, not a curated record